Cryptococcus wingfieldii CBS 7118 is the source of this 2298-nucleotide messenger RNA. RefSeq lists its product as hypothetical. The transcript is spliced from 6 exons. Lineage: Eukaryota; Fungi; Basidiomycota; Tremellomycetes; Tremellales; Cryptococcaceae. The coding region runs from base 1 to 2298 and encodes 765 amino acids. Gene Ontology annotation, molecular function: microtubule binding. The record is from RefSeq and is a predicted model, not a curated record.
AUGGACCCCAUCCCCCCCUCCUUCUACGACCUUGAGCGGCGCAGACUCGAAAACACCAUCGACCUCGACCUCGCCUCCCUAUCUCUCUCCUCCCUACACUCCACCACAUCCUCAUCGUCUCAACCAUACUACCAAACCGCUCCCCAGGAGUACCAAGAUCACACCUUCCUCUCCUCCUCCUCUUCCGACUUGUCAUUGGAGUAUCCCCGAGCCGAGUCCAUACGACCGUCGGCACACCAUGUCAGUGGUGUUGGGUAUGGCUACGGCCAAGGACCCUCUGGAACUCCCCGUGCUCCCCAGAGCAUGACAUCGAGAAUGAGUUCCAUGAGUGCCCAAAGCGUCUUUGCCGGAUCUAGUCCGGUCUCAACUGCUGGACACCAUGCGAGCGCAAUGACCCUAGGUGCAGGUGUGUUUGGUGGUCACGCGGGAAGGCAUGGAAAGGAGAAUGAGCCCGAAGGCCAAUAUGAUUCAGAGAGGAGCACGGGAAAGCUUGUUGGAGAGCUGGGAAGGGUUAUGGGUGCAAAGAAUAUGCCGUCACGGCCAGACUCGCCAUUCUCACCGAGGUCACCCUCACCUCUUCCAUCUGCCACCAGCCAGCCUCUCAACCUCUCCUAUACCCUAUCCCGAAACGACCAGCUUCUCAGCCCUCCGUCUAGUAGAGAAAAGACCAUGGACUCUAGGCCUGCCGAGCAGACCCCUGCGCCAAAAUCAAAAACCAAAAGGCAGCCUCUUGGCGCAUCCAACGUCCACAACGUCUCUCGUACGCCCGGCCCGCGCAAGACGACAGGAAAGGAGAAGCCGGACAGGGUUCGUGCUCUUCAGACGGAAGGCAGGAGGUCCGCUAGCGCACCGGAGAUGAGGAAGGAGGUCUCUGCAGACAUCACUGGAUUAUCGGGUCUACUGGCGACUCCGGCAGCAGGCCACAAGUACGGGGGCAUCAGUAGAGAUGGUGAUGUUGGAGGGGAGCCAGCAGUGAAUAUUCCUCACACACUCGCUACCCUUCAUGCAAGGCUGAGGGCGCUAGACACGGAAAACUCUGUAUCUCGGAGGAGAGUGAAGGAGCUCGAGGAAGAGUUGGAGGCGGCAAAGAAGGCGGUCGAUGCGGCAAAAAGGUCGGGAGACAAGAAUGUGAAAGAGGCAGUCUAUGAGAAAUCUGCUUUGGAAGAACUUAUACGAUCUCUCCGCGACAAUCUUGCUCGUUUGACCGUCGAAGUCGAACACAACAAGGCCUUGGUAGCCGAUCUUCGCCAAACCGCUUCAAACAAUGGACCCGGUCCCUCUUCCCAAUCAUCUUCUGUUCAAUCAGAGCUUGCUGCCCUCCGCAAGGAGAUUGAGCGUCUCACUCGAGAAGUUGAGCGACUCGGAGGUAUCGUGACUUCAGGCCUCGAGACCCAGAAACGAGCUCGUGGUGAACGGACUGUCCGAAUGGAAGAAGCAGAGAUGGAGAAGCUUGUCCGACAGGUGGUCGAGGCUGAGCAUGAGGGGAUUAGGCGAGCACAGGCGGACGUAGAGAGGCGACAAGCUGAGCUAGUCGCCCAGCAAAAAGCCAAACCCCCUAGGCCGAGCACUGCGUACACCUUCCAGCAACCUCGGGACAUUUCUCAGAUUUCUCAAAACCCCACUCCUCCUCCAUCGGACGAUGAUUAUGACUCUCCUACUGCGUCUCGACCAGGUUCCCGGCAAACACUUGUAGCACCGACUCCCGAGCACCGACCACAAGAGCGAAAGUCCAAGAGCAAGCGAAACAAGUCCAAGCUGGCAUACGAAGACAGGAGCGGAGGCCCCGGAUCACCUUUCCCGAGUAUCAAUGACGAAGAGCUGGAAAAGGAAUUCUUCAGUCCUUCCAGUAAACCGACAAAGAGCCGUACCAAGGCGUAUGAUGUCUCGGGGCUUGGUGAGGUGUUGUUGAAUGGCGGGCAUGACGAUGAGCUGCCGCCACCGACGGUCCUGGCUAGGGUGAUUGCAGAGUUGGAAGACGACUUUAAGCAUUACAAAUCUAUCUAUUCUGAGCUGGCCGACCAGUACAAAGUCCUCGACCCUGCUUCAGUCUCUGCCAAACGCCAUGUCCUCGCCGACCAUCUCCGCGAAGUCAUAGACACGCUCGAACAAAAAGCAGACCAAAUCUCCGAGCUGUAUAGCCUCCUCGUCUUUUCAGACAAGACACUUUCGGCAGGCGAGCGAAGGGAGAGGAAUAAGCAAGGCGUGAAGAGCGUUGGGGAUGUGUUGAGGAUGGUCAAGGGGAGCUUGGGAGAAGAGGUUUGGGCGAGGUUGCAGAGGGAUUUGAAAAGGAUUUCAUGA